This is a messenger RNA of Brienomyrus brachyistius, 6247 nucleotides long. It is a transcript of the gene ak7b, whose product is annotated as adenylate kinase 7b. Gene Ontology annotation, molecular function: ATP binding; AMP kinase activity. Gene Ontology annotation, biological process: nucleobase-containing compound metabolic process. The record is from RefSeq and is a predicted model, not a curated record. The transcript is spliced from 22 exons. Gene Ontology annotation, cellular component: cytoplasm. NCBI's taxonomy places the organism in Eukaryota, Metazoa, Chordata, Actinopteri, Osteoglossiformes, Mormyridae. Bases 513 to 2600 code for a protein of 695 amino acids.
UGUAACAGGCUACUACAAACAUCUAAUGGUAAAUAAAACGUGAAAUCUGUUGCUCUAAGCUCCGUUCCAUUGGAAGCUCCGUACGAAAUUUCGUCUAUAUGUUAUGAAAAAUGGCGCCCUCCCCUGGAUACGGAUAAGAAGCGCAGUCAGGUGCGAAGUAAGGUCAAAUACAGAAUUACGUAAUGGUGUGUUGCGUUGUCGAAACACCGUUUAAAAUGACAAACACUUUUUAUAAACAAAUAAAUACCCUUAGUGUUCACCUUACGAAAUAUACGGACACAGUGCACUUUGAGGGAUUUAAAACGGCACAUACCAGUAUGAGUUGGUCACACACUACAUUUACGACGUUUAAAUUUAAAAGUAUAAUGAACAAUUUGCACAUAAACAAUCAUCCACUAAGCACAUUUUUAGAAGAGAAAAUACCACCUUUCCUGCUUUAGUUGUGUUGAAUUUCCCUUCAGUUUGCACACCUUGAAAACCGUCCGCUUCCCUAACAACGGCAGAAUCGCAGCAUGGCGGACGGAAAGGUAGAGAAAGAUCAUCGCAGCCAAGUCCGCGUUUUCAUAAACCUCAUCGACCUCUUUUCGUCAAAGUACAUUGGGAAGUUUCUCUCCGACCGUGUUGUUGGAGCGUCGCUGGAGGCAGCAGAUUCGGGGGAUGAAGAGGAGCCCCAGCGAUCACACACUUUCCGAGUCGUCGGGACUGUUUCCGAGCCGACAGCGCAGAAAAGGUCCACUUUUACGGCUGAAGAAUACUGUGCUUCAGACCGGGAUGUCCUCCUUGCGCGAUUGAUGGAGUGUGAUGUUAUUAUUUACAACAUUUAUGGAAACGCCGAUCAAAUUCAUGAAGCCAUUUGGGCAGUUUCAGCCCUCCAUGCAGAAUUGGACAAUUUCAGUCGUCCAAAGAUAUUCAUUCUGAUAUCAACUGUGCUGACCUGGGCCCUCAGCAAGCCAGUCGAUCCAGACGAUCCAGAGGCUGCAUUCACCGAGGAUGACUAUCGUAGGAGAAGAUCCCACCCCAACUUUAAAGAUCAUAUCGGCGCUGAGAAACUCGUCAUUAAAAUGGGGAAAACGAAAAAAUCUAGGUUUUCUACCUAUGUUGUGGCAUCAGGUCUUCAAUAUGGACUGGAAGAAGAUAUAUUUCACUACUUUUUUAAGAUGUGUUGGUUGGGAGAAGCUUCAAGAAUCCCUGUGUUUGGAUCUGGCCAAAACAUUCUUCCUACAAUUCAUGUGAAUGACCUAGCAGGCGUGAUCCAAAAUGUCAUUGACCACAAGCCAAGGACACAUUACUUAAUUGCUGUGGAUGAAUCCAAGAAUUCAUUGGAAGAUAUUGUGAAGGCAUUAAGUGCAGAACUUGGGCCUGGAAAAGUAGCAAGGGUACCAAAAGAAGAUAUUUUCCUCACAGAAGAUCUGACGCAAAGAGACAUUGAUUCCCUCUUUGUCAACCUGCGCAUGGAGGCCGCCUUGUUGAAGGAGAAUUUUAAUCUUCAUUGGGUGUCAAAAUUUGGAAUUAUUGAUAACAUUGAUGGCAUUGUGGAGGAAUAUAAACGCGCCAGAGGAUUACUGCCUGUUCGAGUCGUCAUCUUGGGCCCCCCAGCUGUGGGGAAGAGUAGUGUGGCUGAGAGGCUGUGCAAGCAGUACAAACUGCAUCACAUUAAGCUCAAAGAUGCCAUAACUGAGUGCAUCGCCCAGCUGGAGAAACAAGUUGCACUGGAAGAUGGAGACGGUGAUCAUGAAGAUGCUCAGAGGCUUUUGGAGAUGCUGAAGGAGAACUUGGAUAAAAAUGGAGGUCGCCUGGAUGACCAGUUUGUUAUACAUAUUGUGAAAGAAAAACUGAAGUCAAAACCAUGCAGAAACCAAGGAUUUAUUUUGGAUGGUUUUCCUAAAACAUACGAGCAGGCCAAGGAACUGUUUGGUGCUGAGGAAGAUGAGUCUGAUGUUUCUGGAUCUAAAAUGCCACCGAUCAACAAUAAAAUCAUCCCAGAGUAUGUUUUCUACUUGGAAGCCAGUGAUGAAUUCCUGACUAGUCGUGUGCUGAAUUUGCCAGAGAAUGUAGUCCAGGGAACCCACUACGCUCAGGAGAGGUUCCUUCAGCAUCUAGCAUCUUAUAGGGACAUCAACACGGAGGAUGAAACAGUGCUUAACUACUUUGAUGAACUGGAGAUUCACCCUGAGCACAUCGAAAUCUCCAGCCAUGAUGAUGUGGAGUAUCAGUCAGUGAUGGAGAAGGUAGGUUCAGCUCUGGGGGAGCCCAGAAACUAUGGGCCCAGUCCAGAGGAGCGAAAGCUACUGGAGCAAAGGGCAUCUGAGGAGCGCCUUAGGAGUGUGGAAGCUGAGGCAGCCGAGAAGCAGCGCAGAGAGGCAGAGGAGGAAGCAGAGAGGGAGGCCCGCUGGAAGGAGUGGACUGCACACCUGGCGGAGGUAAAGCAGCAGGAGCGGGAGCUGCAGGAGGUCCAGUCCAUUCCUCUGAGGAACUAUCUGAUGAAGAAUGUGAUGCCAACACUCACCCAGGGACUCAUCCAAUGCUGCACCCUCAAACCUGAUGAUCCAGUGGACUUCUUGGCUGAAUAUAUCUUCAGGAACAAUCCUCAAGUUGAUUGACCUGUCAUUUAAGAAUGUAAUAAAAAUCAUAGCGGUUUAUGGUGUUUAAUCUGUUCCUUCAGAAAAAUGUCACAGAUUACAUGGAAAUCUCAUUCCCUGUUGAACUGAAAAGGGGUUCAAAACCUUUACAGUCCAAGUAAGGCAGUGAGAGAGAGAGAAAAAAAACUGUAAAAGUAAUUCAGAAGUUUCUAGUUCUGAAUUACAAUCAAAAUUCAAUCCAGCACUGAGACAUUCUUAAUUUAGAACACAAGUUAAAAGCUAAUCUGCAAUAAUUGCAGUUGACGAGGGUGUGCAGCAGGCUGCAUUAACUUGAUUUGCUGCUGCUGUGCUGUCGACACACAAUUGUGGCCCUUUUGGGCUUCCUUAGUCCACCUACAGGCGGGACACCUGGCAUGCAAUUCACCAAACGGGUUGGAACUGGCCGCAGCCAUCUGAUAUCCUCCUUUGCGUAGUACAUCUGUACCAGGUCUAUCUGCUGUUCGCUCUGUCUGCAUCUGGUCUACCUGCAAUGACUGAUGGUCAUACACAACUGCUGUACAUAACGUGAAAUUGAAAUCUUAUUAUUGUUAUUAUUUACUACUAUAAUAGCAAAGUACAUAAGUCUUUCAUUUUCUUUUGUGUUGGUAAAUGGCUGUGCUAAAAUAAUCUGUUCGUCAAUCAUCUCUUAUACUGUACUUAUGUAUGUAGCUUAUAGUAAUGUACUUAUGGUUGCCAGGUUGUUUUUCAGAUUUGUUAUAUUUAUAAUAUAAUUAUUUCUUCAUUUAAAACUCAGAACUCAAACUAAUUGUUAGGCUAAUAUAAAAAGAAUAGACUUUCUCUUUUUUUUCCAGAUAAGAUCCUGUCAACACAAACACAUGCUGGGAUAAGGGUAAUCUCGUAUUGCUUGACAUGACAAAAUGCCAUCACGAAAAUUAUCGAGAGAAAAACUGGGUUCAUGAAUAAUGUAGAUUUUGAUUUUAUAUAAUGUACUGGGUUUUUUUUUUGCCUCAGAAAAACAUUUCUACUAAUCCCAUUGCAAUUUUGGCCCUGCUUGCAGGAUAUGAGUUCGGACACUAGAUGGCAGACUUGCUUCAAAAUUUAAACUGCUGACUUUAUUAGAAGAGCAAUUUUAAAAAGCUGUUUAAUCCACCUGCUCCUAUGCCAGUAAUCAUUAUUGUCUUAAUGAAAUCAUGAUAUUUCUAUAUUCUCACUUCAACAGACACAAUUUCUUUUAAUGAUUCACAUUUUCAGGUUUAAUCAGACAAAAAAAAAGUUUUUUUUUUCCAAAUGUGUUUGCCUCUCAUCUGAGUUUAAAAUAAAAUGGACCAUAUGAAUUGAUCAUUAAUGUUCUUAUUAUUUUCCUUUUAAAGCUUCUGACUGUCAGGCUCCCUCACUGUGGGGAGCCCAUGUGAUAAAUGUGUGGUUAGGUUUGUGAAAAACUUCUGGCUGUAGCACAGAGGAGGGGCCUGGCACCGUAUCUUCUGCCUGGCCCGCCAUCCCUUCCACAGACGGAGCAGGGUGGGGCCCAGCCAGGGGCGGAAUGCGUCCCGCCGGGCUACACCUCAUAACGGAUUGUCUGUAGCAUCGUACUGACAGAAGAAGCAAGUCGUCCACAGAUGCUCAACUGCUGGGUACCUGGAAGAUUUGUCCCACCUGACUGCGAAGUGCCUCACAAGGGUGUCUGGCAGGGCCCUCACGUGGUUCUGGGUGUCUGGUAUGAUUCUCAGUGAGGACCCUCACACAGGUGUCUUGGAAGCUCCUGACAUGGAACCCUUGCGUGAGGAAACCUUCUGAAAGGUAGUCCACUCGAUGUGUCUGACUAUCCCAAGAUGUUCUACUAAAUUAGCUUCAAGCACAAACCCAGCGCCCUGAUGUCAGUAACAGAAUCUCCAAGCCGGACUUGUCUCCCUGCUCAAUCCAUGAACAGAUAUUGAUCUUUGUAUUAUAGACACUUGGAGGCUUACUCAAGGAGCUUCCAGUUCUUGUUUUACCCCUCUGUAAAUCAACUGUAAAGCUAUUUAUGUGAAAUUGCACAAUAUGGAGUAGCAUUUGACUGACUGACAGACCAUCACUGUGCAUCCUUGGCCUCUUCUACUCUAGCUGGCAAAGCGGACAAGAGCUGGAAGCCCCAUCUCUGCCACAACUUGGAGGUGUGCUGAACAGCUGGUCUAACCCUGGCUGCCUGGACACUGCCCCAGCCCUUACUAGCCUUGCCAGGAUGCCAGCUGAUUCAUUCUCUGGGCCCUGUCACAGUGAUGUCUUCAUUGCUAACCACAGCAGACGCCAGCUCCUGGCAGCUACUGGAGGUGACAACAAAUCCAAUUAUCUCCCCUCCACGGUGCCCAGGCAGGCAAACCAGUAUGACAGGGACAGAGGCUGCCAUUCUCCCCCCAGUGUGCAGUGUCCUUUGUGACCUGGUACUCCAGCUGGAAGGACAGACAUGGAGGGGACCCUGAGGUCUACUGCACAGGGGAAGGGAGCCUGUUCACUAAAAAAAAAAAAAAAAAAAACACACAGCCCAAUAUUUUGAGGAAACCGAAAGCUCCAGCUACUGCACAGUUUGUGAAAUCUCAGCGUAUUCAUGAUAAGGUCUAGAACAUUUUAAUUCCACCCUACGUACUCGGCUCCAUUAACAUGCAUACAUAUCCUCAACUAGUAUGUCUAUGAAUUAUAGCUCAGAGAGCAGUAGGAAGUGAUGCUGUUAAAGUGAGUGCAAGAGCCACCAAAUGUGAGACUUCAAGGAGCCUGCAGGAGUGAGCAAUGCCGCAUCGUGGCCCCAUGUGUGCUGGAAGCAAGCAUCCCAGUCAUGGUGGCCUGGUCAUCCCAAGCCUAUUGCAGCUAACCCCUGGUGACUGCACACUGAGCUCCUGCUUUGUGCUACGCAAGCACUCAGAGGGGCUAAUUAAUGCCUCGGUAUGGAAAUGAGUGUCACAGUAAAUUACACAGCUAGCAAGCAGGCGAAUUUCCUUUGAACAUGUCAAGAAGUUGUACUUGAUAUGCAAAUAGAAAUGUACACGAAGGCCAUGAAUACGGAGUGCAUGAUGACCAUGUUUGUAGAACGCCAGCAUGAAGACGACACCUACAGAAAGAUCACACAACCGGGUCCACAGAUCGAGUACACAAGGACUGUGUCUAUAACAAGGCAGAGUGAAGACCACAUCUACAGAAAGUCCACACAAUCUGGUCUACAGAACGAGCAGGAUCACACAAUGACUGUGUCUAUUGGAAAACGUAAUGAAGACAUCAUCUACAGAAAGAUCAUACCGUGACUAAAAAAGUUCCACCUUGACCAGCGUCCGGUUAAACUUCAGAGCAUGUGACAGUGCCAGCAGGCCUCCGGUGCCAAUUAGGUUUUCGCAAAUAUCAAGCUGCUGAAUGUGACGACUUUCAGCGAUGAAUUCAGCCAGGACCACAACACCUGACAAAGGUGAUUCCCGUAUGGCCGAGGCCGAGCUGCAGGAGUGAGGGGCUGGAGAUGAGGGCCUCCUUCAGGAUUUGAACCCCCUGGUUCUCAAGAUUAUUGUUGCCCAAGUUCAAUAUUUCCAGUGUUUUUAUCGAAGGCUGGAAUGGAACAUGCCCAGUGUGAGGCUACACACAAAUAGGGACACAGGAUAUUCAGUGACUUUCUAAAGAGAAAAGCACUUCUGCUAUAAAAUCUGGGAAGGGAG